AAUUCUCAAAGCAAUCGAUUUGUUCAAUUCAACCCAGUCAAUCAAUCUCCCCCACUUCGUCUUCUCAAAAAAUGUCCGGCCGCGGCAAGGGAGGCAAGGGACUGGGAAAGGGAGGUGCCAAGAGGCACAGGAAGGUCCUCCGCGACAACAUCCAGGGCAUCACCAAGCCGGCCAUCCGCCGUCUGGCUCGCCGUGGCGGCGUCAAGCGUAUCAGCGGCCUCAUCUACGAGGAGACCCGCGGCGUCCUUAAGAUCUUUUUGGAGAACGUGAUUCGCGACGCCGUCACCUACACGGAGCACGCUCGCCGGAAGACCGUAACCGCCAUGGACGUCGUCUAUGCGCUCAAGAGGCAGGGCAGGACCUUGUACGGCUUCGGUGGUUAAGUUCUUAGGGUUCUUGUAUUCCUUCAGCUGGACCAGCUUUCUGUCUCCGAUUUUAGCUUUCCUAUCUUUUAGUUUGGUGAUCUAUUUGUUCAUAUUCUCGGGAUGAACUGUUAGGAUUUAGCAAUUAGGGUUUUCGAUGUAUCAAUGUCGGGUCAUGCCUGUAAUCUCAAUUUUUCAAUUGAAAUCUGAUGACAUUUCAGAUCCGUGUUCCUCUCCAUUCACGAUUUUUCGAACCCAUUUAUGGAUUAGCUUUGGAGUUAUCGAAUCGUUUUCACGGUUAACGAGUUCUUCAAUCCGCAGGAGCGAGAGCACCUAGUAACCAGAAGUCGUUAAUUGGUACAGCGAUUUUAAUGGCUUCGUUUCAGAAAUUUGGAUAAAAUGGCAGUGAUGAA
Molecule: messenger RNA, 775 nt
Organism: Linum trigynum
Lineage: Eukaryota; Viridiplantae; Streptophyta; Magnoliopsida; Malpighiales; Linaceae
Source: the annotation of a GenBank genome assembly